AUGACAUCCUUAUUAUCCGAAUCUGAACCACAGGAUUCGCUUCCUUUUGUGAAGAAUGAAACGCCCUCUUUCGAUUCUAAUGAGCGUAUUUUAGCUCCAUCGAUUGACGAAGUGGAUUCGAAUCCGGAAGAGUUGCGUACACUGCGAGGUAAAGGUCGUUAUUUUGGUGAGUCAGACCCAUCGGAGUACAUUUCUGAAGCAGAACCAAAAUGCAACAACUGUUCACAACGCGGCCAUUUCAAGAGAAACUGUCCGCAUGUAAUAUGUUCUUAUUGUGGGUUGAUGGACGACCAUUAUUCACAGCACUGUCCAAAAGCCAUCAAAUGCGCAAACUGUAAUGGAGAGGGACACUACCGUAGCCAGUGUCCGCACAAAAAAAGACGUGUCUACUGCACGCUUUGCAAUAGUAAGAAUCAUGCCCGCGAUCGUUGUCCCAGUAUCUGGAGAAGUUACUACUUGUUAGACGGUCAGAAACGGCGAACUUUGGCAAUCCACACGGUUUUUUGCUACAAUUGCGGGGGCAAAGGCCAUUUCGGAGACGACUGUUUCAUUGAAAGGUCUUCACGAGUUCCCAACGACGACGGAAGCGCAUUCUCUGGUAAUAACCUGCCGCAGCAGGUCCAACAAGAUUACUUCACGCACCUGGAUAGGUGCCAGGAUGACUAUUCAUAUGAUCCCUCGCCAAAUAAUAGAAGCUUGUACUCCUCAAAUGGCCUUGAUGACACCGCUUACAGUGAUGAUUCAACUUCCAAGUCACAUUCUAAAAAAUACAAGAAAAGAAGCCGAAGAAAUGAAGAUUUCAAUUCCGGUACAGCUUCGAGGUUCAAGCCGAGUUCCGUGAAUUCAAAUUUUUACCCACCUCCAUACCAAAAGUCAAAGUCAGCUCCAAAGCCAUCAUCAAAGGGAACAGUUCUACCACCCAAAAAACAGCGCAAACAUCCCCUUGACUUUCCUCGUUCUUCAAAAUCUCAACAUCAAAGGUUUGAUUAUUGA
This is a messenger RNA of Lachancea lanzarotensis, 993 nucleotides long. Its product is annotated as LALA0S05e04456g1_1. The record is from RefSeq and is a predicted model, not a curated record. Gene Ontology annotation, biological process: polyadenylation-dependent RNA catabolic process. Bases 1 to 993 code for a protein of 330 amino acids. The transcript has a single exon. Gene Ontology annotation, molecular function: nucleic acid binding; zinc ion binding. NCBI's taxonomy places the organism in Eukaryota, Fungi, Ascomycota, Saccharomycetes, Saccharomycetales, Saccharomycetaceae.